Molecule: messenger RNA, 716 nt
Organism: Colletotrichum acutatum
Lineage: Eukaryota; Fungi; Ascomycota; Sordariomycetes; Glomerellales; Glomerellaceae
Product: DASH complex subunit Dad3
Exons: 2
Coding region: 200-490 (96 amino acids)
Biological process (GO): attachment of spindle microtubules to kinetochore
Cellular component (GO): DASH complex; mitotic spindle
Molecular function (GO): microtubule plus-end binding
Source: RefSeq, a predicted model, not a curated record
GUUCCUGGGGCACAUCGCCCAAGGUUAGAUUGGCGGGGUUCAAGCCACAACGCGUCCCGCCCACCGCGACUCACCGAAACAACUUCCCGCCGAUAAUUGAGCCAGAACGAAAGUCGCUGUACCCCAUUUAGCGCCGACCACAUUUGACUUUGGCACAUCGUACGAAACAGAGAAAGAAAGAGGCAGCUUCAUCAUCACAAUGGAGCAGGGGCGGGACUCCACGUUGCUGCACUCGCAGCCGGAGUUGUCGCCGUUGGAGGCCGAGGUGCUAGAAGAGUACGAAAAGUUGGCGGACAACAUGAAGAAGCUUGCUUCAACACUCGAAGACCUAAGCGGCUCGCCGAGCACCGAGAUCCUCGACGGCCUGCGGGAGCUGGAGCGCAAGACGAGCUUGGUCUUUACUCUACUCAAGGCGAGUGUGUACAGCAUAGUGCUGCAGCAGGAAAUCGAUUGGGGUGACCAAGCCAGGAGCCAGGAGGAAGAGGAGUAGAGGAAGACAAAUACAUGGGAUCACAAGGGUGCAACAUCUAUAUUGAGAGAAGGCAUGUUGCUAUCCGCGGCAUUUCUGUCCGGAUUGCAUCGCGAGAGGAAGAUGGAGAGUGUACAAAUGCAUGACGAGACAAAGAUCAGAGCAGAUACCCCAAGAAAUACACGACGCCAAUCACUUUAUGACAUCAAGAGUUGCGUUCACUAUUCGCGGGGACCACAGAGGGAGU